Macrobrachium nipponense is the source of this 8946-nucleotide messenger RNA. RefSeq lists its product as uncharacterized. Gene Ontology annotation, biological process: male courtship behavior; sensory perception of taste; chemosensory behavior. Gene Ontology annotation, cellular component: membrane; neuronal cell body; axon. NCBI's taxonomy places the organism in Eukaryota, Metazoa, Arthropoda, Malacostraca, Decapoda, Palaemonidae. The transcript is spliced from 4 exons. The record is from RefSeq and is a predicted model, not a curated record. Bases 266 to 1639 code for a protein of 457 amino acids.
CUACCAGUUGUUCUUUUGCGGCCGCGUCGACCGACGUUCCUCCCUGACCUCUAUCGCUGACGUUCCUUUAUUUGUGGGUUGAAAUGCCGUCUGUUCUGUCUCGUUCCAAAACAGAUAAGUUUCCGUGACUGAGAAUUCAAGGCUGAGCCAUGUGUGUCGCAACGCGUUCGAUGAUGGGAGUUCACUGCCUCAGUGAAAAUAUGUCGCUCUGAAGGCCUCUGAGCCGGAAGUUACUCGGGAGGAGAUUUGAAGAGUGAGAAGCUUCAUGGACACACAAUGGGGAUACGACAGACAGGUGGAAAUUACAUCUCGCCUCGAAACAGUGUCGUCGCCGACCUCUGAACUCCCGCGCAGAAACAGUUACUUGCUUUUCAAGAUCCGCGACAGCACAUACCUCGCCAAUCUGAGACACGACUGUUAUGCCAAGAUGCUUCACCUGGGACACGCUGCAGUAGCCAACAUGCCCAGCCUCCACCUAGACAUCGAGAAUUUCGCUAUACCAGCCUACCCGACGCCCUUCGUGCACAUUGUCCGGUGGAGUAAAAUCUGGGGCUGCUUGCCCGUCUCUUACAGUCACGCCGCCCGUUCGUGGAAGCUCUCGCCCUUCUUGACCUUCUGGGUCAUCUGCAACGUCGGGUUCAACGUCCCCACGUUCUACGACUGCAUCAAGUCCUCCUUGGGUUCGGACGGUCUCAUGCUCUACGUCAUGGUCAUGAUUGUCUGCGUCAUGAGCAUCAGCGGCGUGUCGAUGCACGUGCUGUCUCUCGUCUACUACGAGGAGUGGUGUCAGUUCCUCAACAAAUGGAUGAUGUUCGAGAGGAGAUUCCCGACCCUGACCGUCGGGGUUCACUCCUUCCGCGUGGCGCUGCCGCUCUUCGUCGGCUUCUUCCUCUACAUCACCUUCUUCGGAGUCAACAUCUUCAACGAACUGCGAUUUAACCUGAUCAACAACGACGGCGUAGGCAGGAUGCUGUCCCUCGUGUACGUCUACGUCAUCUACAGCUACACCCUUUCGAUGCCCGUCCUCUGGGUGGUCAUGGCUUCCAAGAUCUUCACCGUCUGCCUCUGCCACAUCAGGAGAGAACUCGAGUCCAUUAUGGAGUGCGUCAAAUUCGGCAUGAGGUGCUCCCCCUCGCCCAUCCAGAAGUGCAUCGCGGCAGGCGACAUGAACCGCAUGCAAGACGCGGUGCUGGAUCUGGCGGGCAUCAUCGAGGGGUUCAAAGUGAUCAUGGGUCCGUUCAUGCUGGUGGUGGUGCCUCAUCAUAUCGUCUCGCUCAUCUGUUUCCUCUACUGGACACUGGUCUCGGUUCUCGAUUACAGCGACUGGUAUUUCCCGCUCAGUUUUGGGCUUCUCUCUGCACAGGCCAUCUUGCCGAUCUUCUGUGCCGCCAUCUACAGCGAAGACGUGCAUACGCAGAAAGAGUCUCUCAUUGAACCUCUAAUCAUACUCAAAGGUUCAAUGAACGACGAGGCGGCAAAGCACAAGAUGAUGACGCUGAUAGACCAUCUGGACAGACUUGAUGCCCAAAUAGAAGGAAAGGGCUUUUUCACCCUCAACAAAGGAAUGGCAACAACUGUCAUCAAUACAGUGGUGACGUACUUGGUGGUUCUUAUUCAAUUCUACGGACAAGCACGCUGAAGGGCCCUCGCUGACGACCUUUCCCGGAUUCUAUUACAUCACCCUCGACCUCGGAGGCUAAGCUAUGAACGCGGUCGUUGUUGUAUUACUGCGCAUACUCCCUUAUUAUGCUUUUCAUUACUAAACACUCAAAUGACAGUGGUUUGCAAAGCCAAAGAUCUGUACAGAAAGCUUAUAAAUUGAAAUACCCAAACGUGUCAGAGUAAAUAUCUGUGGAAAAAAUAACAACCAAGGUUAAAUAGACUAUAAAAAGUCAUACGUUGAAAGUAAUUGGUCGGUUCCCUGCACAGGACGACUUUCAUUUGUCAUAUUUGCCAUGCCUGAGGAGAGUUCCUCUUCCUGUAUAUGUAUACUACUGCUGUACGCUUCCUUCAAUUGUGAUUGUUCUCUGCCUUCCUCGAUAACUUUCUCGUUUCUUAGCGCCUAAUAUUCAUGAUUCUGUAGAGUUCCUUUAUCUUUGGCUAUUCCGGAGAGAACCGCGUUUUAUAAGCGGAUGUUAUAUUGGUAUCUCCAUGUCCCUAUUUCUUAAUUAUCAGAGUCAAAAAAAUGAUUCAUAGUUUUAUAGAAAUUCUCAGUCUCCCGUUUCAUUAACAUUUUUAUUCCUCGAAGCUGUUCGUUGGGCAGCAUAUCUUUAUAUAUUAUAAUGAAAUAAUUAUAUAGCAAUAAAAUUCAAUGGUAAAUACUCUGUUUAAGUACUGUGACGACGGUGUGCUGGACAAAUAUUUUGCACCAAUCCUGCAAUUUGCUUGCAUACAAAGGACAGGCAGCAAGCCCACUUCAUCUAACAACAACCCUGUAUCAAGACGGUCUGAUAUGCUUCGGAAAACCUACUAGGAGCAUUUAAUGCUUACAUGUUUUGCAGAGGUACCCUCGUGCGUAGGAAUCUGAAUCAGAUACAACCUUAAUGAAGGCACGAACAGUCGCCUCCUCAACACUAAAUUCAAUAAAUAAUCCUGAUAUUGAAGCCUCCUCUUAAGCUAUUCAUUAGGUCUCAUUCUCCUUAGAGGAGGUCUCAGAAGACACUGAUGGUUCAGGAUAAAAAUGGACUUUAUGAACGCGACUGACUUGACCUCCUGCCACAAUAAGGGUGGGUUCACAUUACAGUGCAAAUUUCAUACACACACGCCGGCCACUUGUCGCAAACAUCACAAAAAGGUUAAGAACAACCAACAACCGUAACUGGAGAGAAAAACCUUUGGCAAAUGGUAGUCAACCGUGUGAAGCGAUUGGUUAAAAUUACCUGUAGGUCAUUGACCUGUAUUCAACCUGUCUGUGACGUGUAUGUGCAAAGUUAGCGAUGUGUGUUUAUGACAUGUUUGACAGCAGUGUGGAGGUAUCCUUGGAUGACUACACCAGGAGAGGUCGUUGGAUAUCAUGAAGUGUUUCAGAUUCCACAGAGUUUACAGUUGCUUAAGUUGCUUUUAACUAACAUGACACUUUUUACUUUGCAUAUCCCUCUACUUUCUUCACAACCCAUUCGGCAUUACUUUAGGUUGCUAUUACUUGUUUUUCUCGUGUCUUGGAUAUCAAUUCGCACGUCAUUAAUCAUUUUAGAAAAAUUAAAUUGGUAAUCAAAUCUGUUGGUUAUACUUUUCUCAAAAAUAAAAAAAACCGACUCCAUGUAUUUCCAAUCCCUGCCCAUUUCAUGCAGUCGUUAAACGGAAUCUCAGCACUCAUAUUAUGCCCUUUAUCAAAUACAAGGAAUACAGAUUACAACUCGAUUCAAUUUGGCGACUGCGUAAAAUGGGGAAAGUUUGGAAAUACAUAAAGUAAGCUUCGGAUUUUUCAAAUACGUAUAUGAAUUAAGAGUUUUCUGAAAUGAUUGAUGACGUGCGAAUCGACAUCCAAGAUUUGAGAAAACAAUCGUAUGAACAUGGCACCAACAUGAUAGUAGACAAUAAAGGGGUAAAGGCUCAUGUACUGGAGAUAACAAGAUUUGUUGAAUUGAAUUGACUAAAGAACGCCAAGCACUCGGACCUAUGAGGUCAUUCAGCGCUGAAACGGAAAUUGACAGUAAACGGCCUGAAAGGUGUAACAGGAGGUAAACCUCGCAGUUGCACUAUGAAUCAAUUGUCAUGAGAGGGUGGAAAGUAAGAGGGAAGAAAGAGAAUAUGAAAGGAGGUACAGUAAAAGGAACGAAGGGGGUUGCAGCUAGAGGCCGAGGGCGCGCUGCAAAGAAUCUAAGUACGCAACAUGACUUGUAAACUCGUUGUGAUACGCAUGUUUGUAGUUCGUAUUUGCUGACGUUGUCAACUUCAAGAUGUUGAUUCUUUGGAUUCUUGACAGCCUUUUGUCAUAUCCUAUCAUUAAUUAUCUCGUAACGUCAUUUUUGGAGAAUACAUGGCUUUAUUAAUCAAAGCAAUGUCAGAUACUGGAUGGAGGGUCGAACUGAGGCAGUCAGAUAUCUAGAGUACCACCUGAAGAAGACAGUCGAGAGACCAUUCCUUAAAAUCUAAAGACGCUGCUGCAUUCCUAAACACUGCGAGAAAGGCCUUUUUUACGAUCAAUACGCGAUAUGUAGCACAUUUUUUCUACUUCAGUUUGAUUAAUCCAAUCGACAGGUAUAAAAAUUGUCGUUCUGAUUCGAUGUUCAAUGCUGAUGUCAUGUUUGUUUGUUUGUAUGGUGUUUUUACGUUGCAUGGAACCAGUGGUUAUUCAGCAACGGGACCAACGACUUGACGUGACUUCCGAACCACGUCGAGCGAGAGGGAACUUCUAUCACCAGAAAUACACUUCUCUGACCCCUCAAUGGAAUGCCCGAGAAUCGAACUUGCUGCCACUGAGUUGGCAGGCAAAAACCAUACCAACCACACCAAACCACGCCACUGAGGCGCUUAAUGCUGAUAUCAUGAACAACUGUGAGCGAUAUCGAUAUUUAAGAAUGGAAAUGGCGUUGAAUCGUUGUGCUGUGGUCUAAAGAGAUUUUCUCACAUUUUAUGAGGAUUCUUCUUCAGGAAAUAUUGUGACAGUUACAAGUGCUGGGAGAUUUUUCAGCAAAUUCCUAAUCGUUAAGCACAUCCUUCGAUCGUCAAAGUUAAAUGAUGAGAAUUUCUGCUCCUGCAGUCAAUUUAGUUGGGUAAGCAAUUGCAAGGUUCUUAGUUAUCAUAAGCUGAUCAGAUUGUUAGUCGACUGAAAAGCUAACAAAACAAAUUUUAACAUCCUUCCGUUUAAAAACAUUUUGAAUAACUUUUUUUAGCAAUAACCUAAGUAAAAAAUUCCAGCGACUGACUGCAUAGUGUCACUGAUUCUGUUUUGAGCGGUUGUGCCGACAAUAUCGUAAUAUUUUUGCAACGCCUUAUUGAAGGCUAUUUAUCUUUGUAUUAAAAUUAACUAAAUUAUUACACUUAUGAUCAGAUGCUAUUGUAAAGAUGAAUAUGCGAAGACAAUAUUCGUAAUAGUGUUAUCAGAAUUUUAGAUAUAUUCUUACAGCUAGUCGCUGCAGCAUUGAAUUUAUAAAAAUUGCUCUUCAGUUGGUUGGGGAUUUAUUCAGCACAAUCACUACAUUAUGCCGAUUGGUCCAAAGUCUAUUCUUCAUUGUGGGGGAGGGGGAGGGGCGCUCAGACGUUCUAGCUGCGGCCCUGCAAGUAAUUGUAACUGGAUAAAAAAAAAAAAAAAAAAAAAAAAAAAAAAAAAAAAAAAAAAAAAAAGUUUAAAAAAAUUAUGGUUUGAGCAAAUUCGGUGAGGUAAGUUACUUGGAUUCAGCCGUGAAUGAAAAAUUCUUUGUAAAUAUAUUUUGUAGGUUCUGUUUUUCUCCUUUAUGAGUUCAGACACACUUGAUAAGAUUUGUUGCUAGUUACUCGUAUUCUGAGAAAGACCAUAAGCAUGAACACUUCACAGGAUACAAUUGAUGGAAAAUGUAAUGUUCAAGUUCGCUUAAUUCCAGUAAGUAAAAACUACAUAAAUAUUUCUGAACCUAUACCUAUGGCAAAAAAAAAAAAAAAAGGGCAUUCACUACAGUCUAUACCAAGUAAGGAGGAAGUAUGGCAAGUAUGGCACCUGUACACCAUAUAACUUACUUUAUUACAUUUUAAACAUUUUAUGUCUAGUCGGAGCCUAGAGAGAUAUAACUGUACUUUGCUGUAGAUUACGUUCAGUGAUCCUAGUCUGCGACUGGCACUAAAAUUCUCUGUUUAAUGUAUUUCAUGAUCCUACAAACAAGUCUGCGACUUGUAUGAACUGUUACAAUGUUUCUUUAUGACUUUCCAGCAUAGCUGUACGGAAGCAUAUUCCUCCGUUUCCGAAAACGUAGAGGUCUAACCUUGGUGACAAGGAAUUCGAAGCAAAGAUUAGAAUUCAAGGAAACGGAGGCUAUCUCGUCUGAUCUGCUCAUACUUAUCUACUGUGUCAAUGUCAAUGUCAUUGUCUCUCUCUCUCUCUCUCUCUCUCUCUCUCUCUCUCUCUCUCUCUCUCUCUCUCUCUCUCUCUCUCUUCUAUAUCUUAUUGUAUGUGAUAUACAGUUAUUAGUAUAUUUAGUAAACACUCAUGUGAAAUACAUCAAAGGUUACAUCUGUAAUAACAUAAAUGAGUUUCCCGAGUAUGAUUACGUAUACGAUUGUAUGACAAGUGUUAACUAAACUAAAAUCGUCUAUACUUGUGUAAUUAUCCUUUUCUUCCUUAAGAGUCUUAUUUUAGGAAUAACAGCAAUGCUUGAAUAUUCGUUCCUCUACAUCUCCCUCACAGUCUGACUAAUAAUCUUCUCCAAGCUGUUACCUAUUUCCCUUGUUUAACUAGAUCUUAAGGGAAAAUAAAAAUGAGGGAAUGACAAGGAUUCAUCGAUCAAACGCAAUUUAUAAAAUUUGUAGCAUUUGCUAAAAUCUUCCAAACAUGAAAGUACAUUAUAAUAUGCACAAUCAUGCUACAGAUAGAUAGGCAUUCAGCUCUAAAAUCAACAUCCAUGCCUCUGUAAGCCUGGCAGAAUGAAAACUCUGAGAAAUAUAAAGUUUUGUCUGAUUUUGUCGUGAGAGAAAUAUAAAGUUUUGUCUGAUUUUGUCGUGGAGGAAUAAUGGCAGCAUAGAACCUAGGCAAUAUUAAAUACAACUAUUCAAGAUAAAACCGGUAAGAUAACAAGAACAGUAAAUCUAACAAUAUUAUACGUGAAGGAAUAAUAACUAUAGCUCCUAGAAUGGUGAGUGGAUGACUACCUGGCCCUGUAACCUGUGACUGUUCUCUGGAAUUUACUUAGGGGCUCUCCUAGAGGCCAGGGCGUAAUGCCCUUCCACUUACCACAUGGGGUAGUACCUACAUUACAACUGGGGGUAACAAGAACGUGAAUUUGAACACUACUCCAGUUCACAAGACCUUUCAUAUUGAAGAAUUCACUAUCAAUAUUCUUGGAUCACUGUUAUAGGUUUUGGACUGACUUCAAAUGUAAUAAGAAGUAAUUUCUUUAUUAAUUUUAAACCCUGGUCUCUUCACGGCUGUCUUCCCAUAAAAGACGUAAUUCUGGAUUUGAACAAUCCUCAGCCCUAUUCAACGCUUCCUCAAUCAAACCAUACUUCUUCAAAUUAUUUCACUGAAAUUCAACAGCUUUCCAAGAUAGGUUAUGGACAGAAGGAGAGACAAGCGGUCAGACAGACAAAGUAGACUAAAUAGCUUGGCUAAAUAUAGUUAACCAACUUUGCUAGAAGAGAUAACAUAUUAGUUUGGUGUGAGGAUAUAAUAUAUAAACUAAUCAGAACUGAUAAGCACCAUUUUCGUCUAACAAAACUAGCAAAUAUGAGCAUGAUUAUAAUACCUACAGCAAAAUACAGUAGGUUCUCAUUGCCAUCAACCAGCAUCAUCUUACUUAUAUCAUUAGAAUAUUCAACACUUUCAAACAUUUACUUGAAACAAGCCAACAAGACCAUUAACUUGCGACGCAAGCGUCCCUAAAAUAUAAAGUCCAUGUGUGAAAAUGUGAAAAAAAAAUGAAAGUUAAUAAUAAAAUGUAUGGGAACAAAACUCAAGAAACGUGUGUAAGGGUGCCUGGUACUUUAUAGCAGUAUUGUCACUUCUAUUAUAUUUACAAGCAUUUGCAUAAUAAAUACUGUAAAAGGUACUUCUACGACAAAGAGAACGAAAUUUGCAUGUGAAAGCGACACCGUGGCACCUCACUGAAUAUGAAUUCUGGCACCCUCCAACGUGAAUUACAUGCACUAAUUCUGAGUCCCAGCACUAAAAGCGAUUGGAAGUUUCUCUGACCAAGCAGAGCUUAACCUACGGAAAGUGGCAAGCCUGUUAACUUUCGACGAUGGUCUAAAGUAUAAUGUCCACCUUCAGGAAGAAGGAAAUCAACGCAUCAUGAAAUUUGAGACUACAAGUCUACUGCAACUGCACUAGUAUUAGGCUGAGUAACUGCCUAUGACUUAGCCUAGCCCAGAAGGAUGAUCAUUGCAAACAGAAAAAACUCUUAAUGAGGGAAACGCUUGAGCUAUUCAUUACCGUUAUUUCACUAAUAAGAGUAAAAAAAAAAAAGAAAUCAGAAUACGUCAUACUCUACCCAGUAGAAGCAGUACGCUGGAACAUCUGAAAGACUUGAUCCCAAGGCUCAUUGAAACAAAAGCCAUCCCUUUCUUAGAAAUUGCCCACCUCUUCCAGGAAGACUGUUUUCACUUGUUUACUUAAUCCGUAACGCAUCCACUUCCUAAAAUAUGAUCUCUCUUAUUACAAAAUGUCAUCGAUUAAGAAAAAUACUUCCACACCUUCUACACUUGUUUCUAUGAGUCGACGCCCGAUUGUACCACACGCCACAACAAAAAUACAUCAUUCUUACUGGUGACUAACACACAAAGAACAGAAUAAAAUAUAGAAUUUAGGCCGACAUGUAAUUUGAUAGUAAAAGGGUCUGAAAGGUGCAACAGGAGGAACACCUCGCAGUUGCACUAUUAAAAAAUUAUCAGGAGAGGAUGGAAGGUAAGAUGGAAGAAAGAGAAUAUGAACAUAGGUACAGUAAGAGGAAUGAAAGGGGUUGCAGCUAGGGGCCGAAGGGACGCUGCAAAGAACCUUAAGUAAUGCCUACAGUGCAACCCAAGAGGUGCACUGACGGCACUAUUCUCUCUGUGGAAGACUAAAACAAGCUGUGAUCCGACCUCCAGCUUACUUGGGACGCGUGCAAGACUUCCCCUCACGCAUAAGUUGUAAACGUUAUAUUCCUAAUUUUUACGUAAAUCAAAACGUGCUGAAAUCUGCACUCAAACAGAGCCUUGUUUCACCAACGAAAGCUAAAAUUAAUGACGCUAUAUUUUAUUGGAAAUAAUUUUUCUGUACUGUUUAACAUGCACAUUAUUUAUUUUCUACAUUUUCAUUCUAAUAAAUGAAUCAUAAAUAUC